This is a messenger RNA of Fomitiporia mediterranea MF3/22, 495 nucleotides long. RefSeq lists its product as uncharacterized. Lineage: Eukaryota; Fungi; Basidiomycota; Agaricomycetes; Hymenochaetales; Hymenochaetaceae. The transcript has 3 exons. The record is from RefSeq and is a predicted model, not a curated record. The coding region runs from base 1 to 495 and encodes 164 amino acids.
AUGGGCAAUGAUAAGUGGAUUACACCUCGCACUGCUCGCAGGAGGUGCACACAUACUUUCUCACUUGACUCCGACUUUCAUUUGUCCAUGGCUCAAGAUCCACAGACCUGGGAACAGUACAUAGCAGACAUACAAGCUGCACAGACCAGCCUUAACUGCAUCUCAGAUUUUCUAACCACGGUGUUUGCUGGGGAGGCGCCGAACGAUACCAUGGAAAGCAUUUACCAAUGGAAAAUGUGGGAGGCUCGCAAACAAAACCGCUUAAUUCUUCACUGGACCGGUGACCCUGCUGAAUGUCCUGUACUAAAGCCUUUACCACGCCGUGACCUCCGCAAGUUGCCAAAUUACAUCGAUUUCCCCAAAUCUUUCGAUGCACUAGCUUGUUUUAAUGAGGAUGUAUUACAUGCACUACUCAAGGCAUACGAUCAACCCACCGAUGGCAUUCUCACGGCCCGUGUAUUUCGCUUUGUUUCAUAUAUUACCACAGAUCAGUAA